Strongyloides ratti is the source of this 1326-nucleotide messenger RNA. Its product is annotated as Neverland. NCBI's taxonomy places the organism in Eukaryota, Metazoa, Nematoda, Chromadorea, Rhabditida, Strongyloididae. Gene Ontology annotation, molecular function: chlorophyllide a oxygenase activity; 2 iron, 2 sulfur cluster binding. The record is from RefSeq and is a predicted model, not a curated record. The transcript has 3 exons. Gene Ontology annotation, biological process: chlorophyll biosynthetic process; cholesterol metabolic process. Bases 1 to 1326 code for a protein of 441 amino acids. Gene Ontology annotation, cellular component: chloroplast.
AUGGUAAAAAAUAAUACAACUAUAUUUUUAAAUAAAAAUAAAGAUGAAUAUCAUUUACCUAUGUAUUAUUUUUAUUGGAAAGAAUUGUUAUAUUUAUUUAUUUUGAUAAUUUUUUAUAUAUUUUAUAAAGUGAUAAGUAGACCUUUAGAGAGAAUAAAAAGGUUAGGUGAUUUAGGAUUUUAUUUUGGUGAUAUUAAGUAUACAAAAGAUGUUGAAGAAAAGAUGAUUGAACGUGUCAAAAGACUUCGUAUUGUUGGUGAACUUCCUCCUGUCUAUCCAAAUGGAUGGUUUUGUAUAGCUCAGUCAAAUGAAAUAAAGAAAAAAUCUAUAUUACCUAUAACUUUUAUGGGUGAACAGUUAUCAUUAAUUAGAAGUGAAUCAGGAGAAGUAUUUUUAAUAGAUUCAUAUUGUCCACAUCUUGGUGCAUCAUUUAAUGUUGGUGGUAAAGUUGUUAAUGAUAAUUGUGUUCAAUGUCCAUUUCAUGGAUGGAUAUUUAAUGCAGAGACUGGAAAAUGUACAAAUAUACCAUAUAAUCAGGCUUCUAUACCUGAACAAGCUAAAAUUUCUACAUGGCAUGUUACUGAGGUUAAUAAAUCUAUUUUUGUUUGGUAUCAUGCUGAAGGUUUUGCUCCAACAUGGGAAAUACCAGAAAUUGAUGAAGUUAAAUAUGAAGAUUGGACAUAUAAAGGUAGAACUGAACAUGAAAUAAUGUGUCAUAUUCAAGAAGUUCCUGAGAAUGGUGCUGAUUUGGCACAUCUUGACUAUCUUCAUCUUCAUGGUGUACAGGAAGGAAAUGAUGUUAAUAAAAUUCCAAUGAAUAUUACUAAACCUUAUAUUAAACAUUUAUGGAAUGGUAGUUGGGAACCAAAAACUGGAGAUGAAAAACAUAUAUCAGUGAUGCAUCUUGAUCAAGUAAUGAAAGCUGGAAAUUUUAGUAUUCCAUUAACUGAAACAAAAUUAGAUGCUAUACAAAUAGGACCAGGAAUAGUUCAUAUGAUGUUUGAUUUUGGUAUUCUUGGACAAGGAAUAGUUUUUCAAUAUCUUACACCAGAAGAACCAAUGUUUCAAAGGAGUCGUUUUGUUAUGUAUGCAAAUGUCCCAAAAUUAUGGGCUAAAUUUAUGAUGAUAAGUGAAGCAUAUCAGUUUGAAAGAGAUAUAUUUAUAUGGAGUAAUAAAAAAUAUAUUAAAAAUCCUUUAUAUGUAAAGAAUGAUGGACCUAUAAAUAAACAUCGAAGAUGGUAUCAACAAUUUUAUUCUGAGAAUAGUCCAAGAUUAGAAAAAAAUGGUACUGUGACAAAUAAAGUUAAAUCAACUUUAGAUUGGUAG